Danaus plexippus (monarch butterfly) is the source of this 452-nucleotide messenger RNA. Its product is annotated as chorion class A protein Ld2/Ld41-like. Lineage: Eukaryota; Metazoa; Arthropoda; Insecta; Lepidoptera; Nymphalidae. The transcript has 2 exons. Gene Ontology annotation, biological process: chorion-containing eggshell formation; multicellular organism development. Gene Ontology annotation, molecular function: structural constituent of egg chorion. The coding region runs from base 28 to 435 and encodes 135 amino acids. Gene Ontology annotation, cellular component: egg chorion. The record is from RefSeq and is a predicted model, not a curated record.
GUUCAAAGCGUGUAACAAUCUUGCAUCAUGAACACCUUUGCGUUCUUUAUCCUGGCCAUCCAGGCUUGCUUCGUACAGAAUGUGUACAGCCAAUGCUUGCGUGGUGGUGCCUUCGGUCCGGCAAAUGCUUAUGCCUUAGACGCUGGUUAUGGUUUGGCAAGUCCGUAUGCUCUGGAGGCGGGUCUGGCUCCAGGGUUUCUUUCUCCAGCUGGUUUGGCUCCAAAUGCUUUAGCUGGAUUAGCUGGUGCUGGUGCUUAUGGCGGUAGUGGUAUUGGCGAUAUAACAGUCGCUGGUGAGAUGCCCGUCGCUGGAACCACCCUCGUCGCUGGACAGGUGCCUAUCCUAGGAUCUGUUGGAUUCGGAGGUCGUGUUGCCGCUGGUGGAACCGUCUCCAUCGCUGGAGGUAGCGCCUGCGGUUGCGGUCGCCUCUACUGAACAUGAUUUUUGUUCGU